CGUACUACGGAAAUUGGUGAUCCUUUGGGGUGCUAUCGGAAAAAUGGAUGGCCGUGGAAAAAAAAGGGUUAAAGAAAGUUAAACUUUUACGAAAAGAAACAUUGCUUUUUAAACAAAAAUGUUAAACAGCGCAUUUCUCAAAAACACGGUUCUUAUGAGUUUAGUACGUUUCCCGUUUUCUUCCUGCUGGCGCUUACAGGAUUUACGAAUUGCACAUGAACGCAUCCCGAGUAGGACCUGACAGGAAAUGAAAGCUCUGUGUUUGGGCAGACGUUUUCUCCCAGCUGACGUGGUGAUGGACAUGCAGACAGAUCUCCAUGGACUACAAUGUUCACAGACAACACUGUGGUCUGUAGGGAGCAGGUGGAAGAGAGCCUGGAGAGGUGGAGGUGUGCCCUAGAGAGAAGAGGAAUGAAAGUCAGUAGAAGCAAGACAGAAUACAUGGGUAUGAACGAGAGGGACACGGGUGUAACAGUGAAGAUGGACUCCAGGACUCCAAAUACCUGAAGAGUGCAGGCAGGGUUGAGAGGAGUGUCAGGGGUGAUUUGUGACAGAAAUAUAGCAACAAGAGUGAAAGAGAACAUUUACACAAUGGUAGUGAGACCUGUUAUGAUGUAUGGUUUGGAGACAAUGCCACUAACAAAAAGACAGGAGGUGUAGGUGGCAGAGUUGAAAAUGUUAAGAUCUUCUUUGGGAGGAUGGACAGGAUUAGAGAUGAGUACAUCAGAGGGACAGCUCAGGUUGAGUGGUUUGGAGACAGCGUUAGAGGGGAAAGCACAGGGGGACAUGUGCAGAGGAGGGAUAGUGGAAAUACUGGACAAAGGCUGUUGAAUACGGAGCUGCCAGGUAGAAGGAAACGAAGACCACUGAGAAGAUUUGUGGAUGUAGUGAAGGAGGACAUGCAGGGAGCUGGUGUUAACAGAAGGAUAUUUUCUCCUCCCCCACACCCUCACCUGGUGAGCCUGGUCUCCAUUCUCCACCAUGGACAAUCUAGAGGAGGACCUGACGUGCUCCGUGUGCUACUCUCUGUUCUCUGACCCGCGAGUCCUGCCUUGUUCACACACCUUCUGUAAGACCUGCCUGGACAACUUGCUCCAGGUGUCGACCAACUAUUCCAUCUGGCGUCCGCUCCGGCUGCCGCUAAAAUGCCCCAACUGUCGCAGUGUGGUGGAGCUGCCCCCAGCGGGUGUAGACGCUCUGCCCACCAAUGUGUCUCUGCGGGCUAUCAUCGAGAAAUAUCAGAUGGACAGUGAGCCGCGACCGCCUUCCUGUCCGGAGCACCACAGGCAGCCUCUGAACAUGUACUGCAUCCAGGAUCGGCAGCUCAUCUGCGGGAUGUGUCUGACUGUGGGGCAGCACCACGGCCACCCCAUCGACGACCUGCAGGCAGCUUUUAUCCGAGAAAAACGGACACCAUCGCAGCUGCUGAAAAAGCUCUCUGAAGAGAGAUGGGCACAGGUGUGUGAGCUGGGGGAACAGCUGGAGCAGGAGAAGGCCCGUUGUGAGGGUGUGGUGAGGCAGGACCGUCAGGAAGUCAGUCAGUUUUUUCAAACUCUGGAGGUGGUACUGGCCAGGAAGAGGCAAGCCUACUUGGAUGCUCUAGAUAAAGCUGAAGCAGCGGUGUCGAGGGUGUAUGACCCCCUCAUCCACCGAGUGAAGGAGCUACAGGAAGAACAGUUGGAUCUGGUGUCCUUGGGUUCUUCAGUAGAAGAGGAGGACUCGCCCCUGGUCUUCUUGGAGAAGGUGCAUUUGUUCAGAGAGAGAGUUGAGGAGUUUAUCAAAACCCCUCUGCCGUCUGUGACAAACCUCUCCGUGACUCCGCGAGCAGCAGACUAUCUUCAGCAGCACUGGUCUGCUGUGACCAUCGGAAGCCUGGAGGAGGCACCUGUUCCUAAGGUGCGCUGCUGUGCCAGAUGUGGCGGUGCUGGGAGUGAAGCUGGAAAAGAAUGCUCCAACAGAGGAGUCCAGGAUGUGUGGUGUGAGCUGCAGCCUACUGUAUCUGUAGUGCUGUUGGGGCUGCUGUUGCUGUUGGCGGUGCUGUGGAUGAACCCGGUCGGUGGGGCAUCACUCGGCUUCUCUCUCAUGUCUCGGCUCAGCCACUUGGUCCACAGCCUGAGCCGCGAACUCAUCACGUGCAUCUGGGACACGGUGGGAUUAGUGUAUACUGUGGUGGGGGUUGCUGUGGAUAGAUGGAGCUCACAGCUCUCUUCAGUUGCGGUUAAGGGCUUUGAGCACCUGGCUGCCUUAUUUAAAACUCUGACUUCUCGCUGAAAAAGGCCUAACUGCAUCAGAAAACCUUUAACUUCUGUUUAGAAUAAAAAAAGAAAAAAAAAAACUCACUUCCCUGUUUGUGUAGAGAAGGAAAGAAUCCACCCUAAAACGGUUUGUAAACAGCUGCUAUUCAAUUUUGCAUUCGUUUUUUUUUUUUUUUUGAAAAUGAAACCCAAAAUGGUGAACGAGAUAUUGCUGACGUUUACACAGCGAGAAGCAGGGACAGUAGCCUUUUUCACAAACCAGAGAAUUAGUCAUUCCAAAAAAUUCCGGCAGUAGAUGCAAAAAUGAUGAUUGAACAAAACUAUAAGAGGUUCAGUAGAAAUGCCUUAAUCACAUCACUGCCUUUUUUAAUAUGCAAAAGGUUAUGUGUGUUUCUGAGGGGCGAUUUCUCUCCUUGGCCUCACUUCACUGCAGGGAAGUCAUGUGACUCAUCUGUGCCUUCCGUGCUCUGUAACGGCACAAAAAUGAUGCUGUAACUGUCUUUUAAGUGCAUUUUUUUGUAGCCUUAAAAAUAUUGACAAAUGUUGACAUUGCUCUUCUCUGGAAAUGUAUUAUUCUAAAUAAUGUUUAGACUGUCUAACAAGCAUUUAUCAAACACUAAUCCAUAUAAACCAGUACUCCUCUUUCCCGUGGGACAUUUCAGUAGCUUUCCUGCUGUUUGCGUCUGAACUCGGGACACGAGCAAGUCCUCACACAGAGCUAUUUACAGUGACUGGAGCAGUAUAUGAAAUUUAGAGCCUGGUGAGUGGAAGCAGACACACAUUGCACCUGAGUUAAAGCCUCCACAGAUCAUGUUGCAGGGAUGCUGAGCGCCUCCCUGACUGUGCCUUUAACCAUCAUGCCUUCACCUCACCUCACUUAAUGGCAUUAUGGUAAUUCCACCAGGACCAAUACAUCGUUCCCAGGAGUUUUUUUUUUUUUUUUAAACUAAAUGCUGCCCUGACUUAGUCAAUUUUAAAAGUUGUUACAGCUUUACCCAAACUUUACCCACAGAAAUGUUUUUUGCUCAGUUUAGGAGGGCAGCUCUUUACUGAAACACCAGCACGAGUAUCAGCAGAUAUCAGUACACUGAAAUGUUACCUGUUAGUGUUUGUACUUUUAUAAACUUCAUAUUUUGAAAAAUAAGUCUUCAGAAUUUUCAGAGGUGAGAUGAAGUUUGCGCAGCUGUUUGUGUGAAAUAUCUGCAGUUCAAGAGAGUGCCGUUACUCGUGUGACGCUUCAAGUUUUAAAGUAUUGGUGUAUACUUUUGGCAUCAAAACCUACUAAACUACAAUAAAUAUUUCUUAUUAAAAAAAUUGUAUUUGAGAAAAGAAUAGCAGCAUUUUAUUAUGAAGAACAAGAAACAAUUUACAAGAUGUGUGAAAAGUAAAGUUGAACAGCAGAGAUUAUCUUCAGGCGGUGACAGCAUCGUGCUCUUUGAAGACGAUGGUCUUGGGGUUGAUUCCCACACUCUUGGUGGUGUUGUUAGUUUUGUAGAUGCCGAUGAGACGAUCGGCGAUCUCGAACAUGUUGUUCCUCAGGGAGAUGAUGAUGAACUGAGCAUUCUUUGUUUGCUCCUGAAAGGGGGAAAAAAAAAAAAAAAGUUUCCUCAGUUUUACACCACUUUGCUACUGAACUUUAAAAGUGAGCUUUUGAGCUCCAUACUCACAUAAAUGUAACAAGCCACAAUAGAGACAUUCUUGAAAUCAAGAGCAGCAUCUAUCUCAUCCAUGAAGUAGAGAGGUGUAGGUUUAUAAUGGUGAAGCGCAAACACCAGGGCCAAGGAGCUGAGGGUCUUUUCUCCUCCCGACAGGUUAAAGAUCUUCUUCCAGCUUUUCUUUGGAGGACGAACACUAGAAGGGGGAAGAAAAAAAAAAAAAAAAAAAAA
This is a messenger RNA of Archocentrus centrarchus (flier cichlid), 4141 nucleotides long. RefSeq names its product tripartite motif containing 59 (gene trim59). The coding region runs from base 982 to 2271 and encodes 429 amino acids. The transcript has 6 exons. Gene Ontology annotation, biological process: protein monoubiquitination. The record is from RefSeq and is a predicted model, not a curated record. Lineage: Eukaryota; Metazoa; Chordata; Actinopteri; Cichliformes; Cichlidae. Gene Ontology annotation, molecular function: zinc ion binding; ubiquitin protein ligase activity.